AUCCUGUCCUGCUGCUCUCAGCAGGGGGCAGGGGCACCAAACCCAUAUCAGACUCACUGAGGAACCCUGACAAAGAGGAGACACCCCAUAUGCUACACUCACAAGAAAACGUGGGAGCACUCAGAGCUUUGACAGUUCUAGGCUGGUCAGCAUCUCAAGCCCUCCCAGGAUCUGUUGCCCUAGCCAGGCAGGCUUUUCCUUGAAACCUGAUUAAAUGGUCAUUAUUCCUGUCACUUGCAGGAUAGAUUCCAGACCCUCUCCCUCGGCCCACCUGUGCCCCACCCCACUCUGCCCAGAAGUGCAAGAGCCCAAGCCGCCUCCAUGGCCCCAGGAAGGAUUCAGGGGAGAGGCCCCACACAGGGAGCCACGCCAACCAGACAGCCUGGCCAGAAUGGAGCUGACUGAACUGCUCCUCGCGGUCAUGCUUCUCCUAACGGCACGACUAACUUUGUCCAGCCCGGCUCCUCCUGCCUGUGACCCCCGACUCCUAAACAAACUGCUUCGUGACUCCCAUGUCCUUCAUGGCAGACUGAGCCAGUGCCCAGACGUUAACCUCUUGUCCACACCUGUCCUGCUGCCUGCUGUGGACUUUAGCUUGGGAGAAUGGAAAACCCAAACGGAGCAGACCAAGGCACAGGACGUUCUGGGAGCAGCAACCCUUCUGCUGGAGGGAGUGAUGGCAGCACGGGGACAACUGGGACCCACUUGCCUCUCCUCCCUACUGGGACAGCUUUCUGGACAAGUCCGCCUCCUCCUUGGGGCCCUGCAGGGCCUCCUUGGACCCCAGCUUCCUCCACAGGGCAGGACUACAGCUCACAAGGAUCCCGAUGCCAUCUUUCUGACCUUCCAACAACUGCUCCGAGGAAAGGUGCGUUUCCUGCUGUUUGUGGUAGGGCCCACCCUCUGUGCCAAGCGGGCCCUACCCACCACAGCAGUCCCAAGCAGUACCUCUCUAUUCCUCACACUGAACAAGCUCGCAAACAGGACUUCCGGAUUGUUGGAGACAAACUCCAGUGUCUCAGCCAAAACUACUGGCUCUGGACUUCUGAAGAGGCUGCAGGGUUUCAGAGCCAAGAUUCCUGGUCUGCUGAACCAAACCUCCAGGUCCCUAGACCAAAUCCCUGGACACCUGAACAGGUCCUUGAAUGGAACUCAUGGACUCUUUCCUGGACCCUCACCCAAGAACCUAGGAGCCCUGGACAUUUCUCCAGGAACUUUGGACAUGGGCUCCCUGCCACCCUACCAUCCGCCUGGAGACUCUCCUUCCCUGACCCAUCCUUCAGCUGGACAAUACACACUCUUCUCUUCUUCACCCAUCAUGCCCACCCCAACGGUCCAGCUCCAAGCCCCACUUCCUGACCCCUCUGGUAUCAUGCUCAACUCUCCCAGUCCUCAUCUAAUUGCAGCCCACUCUCACUUGCAAAAUCUGUCUCAGGAAGAGUAAGGUACUCAGGCACUGCCAACCAUCAGCAUCGUCUCCCAUGUAAAAUCCCCUUACCCGGAGGAGAGGCCCCGGGGCACAACUGCAGCUAUCCCAGAUUUCCUGCUCUCACCUGACACCCAAAGCCCUGGUAAACAGGGAUACACAGGACAGAAAAAGGGAUCAUUUUUCACUGUAUAUUAUAAAACUUUAGAAGCUAUUUUUUUAAACUAUCAAGAAUAUUCACCAGAGCAGCUAAUUAUCUUUGGUCUG
Diceros bicornis minor is the source of this 1693-nucleotide messenger RNA. RefSeq names its product thrombopoietin (gene THPO). The transcript is spliced from 5 exons. NCBI's taxonomy places the organism in Eukaryota, Metazoa, Chordata, Mammalia, Perissodactyla, Rhinocerotidae. Gene Ontology annotation, biological process: cell population proliferation; positive regulation of ERK1 and ERK2 cascade; positive regulation of hematopoietic stem cell proliferation. Gene Ontology annotation, molecular function: hormone activity; cytokine activity. The record is from RefSeq and is a predicted model, not a curated record. Gene Ontology annotation, cellular component: extracellular region. The coding region runs from base 215 to 1444 and encodes 409 amino acids.